AUGAACCAAAUGAAAGCUUGCUCUAUAAAGCUGAAUGAUGGACACCUCAUGCCUAUGCUGGGAUUUGGCACCUCUGCUCCUAGUGAGGUUGCGAAGAGUAAUGUAGAAGAGGCUGUCAAGACAGCAAUCGAUGUAGGCUACCGCCAUAUUGACUCAGCUUAUUUGUAUCUAAAUGAAGAAGAGAUUGGGAGGGCCAUCCGGAAGAAGAUGGCCGAUGGCAUGGUGAAGAGAGAGGACAUAUUCUACACUUCGAAGGUGUGGGGAACCUUCUUCCGUCCAGAAUUGGUUCGAACCGGCCUGGACAUGUCCCUGAGGAAGCUUGGGUUGAGCUAUGUGAAUCUUUAUCUCAUUCAUUUCCCAGUAGCUUUGAAGCCUGGGGAGGAACUUUUCCCAAAGGACAAAGAUGGAGAAAUCAUUUUUGACACAGUGGAUUUCUGUGCCACAUGGGAGGCCAUGGAGAAGUGUAAGGAUUUAGGGCUGACCAAGUCCAUCGGUGUGUCCAACUUUAGCUGCAGACAGCUGGAGAUGGUCCUGAACAAGCCAGGGCUCAAGUACAAGCCUGUCUGCAACCAGGUGAGCCUCACCAGUCCGCCCCCCCCACGCCCCAACGUCUUCUCCCUCCUCAGCUUCCUCUUCCCUCAUUUCAACAAGGUCACCAGUGGCCUCUCCCUCCCCUCUAGAGAACGGAGUGCAUUGGUGAACAAGAACACCCCCGUUCUCCUGAAGGAUCCAGUGCUCAAGGCCAUUGCCGAGAAGCACAGGUGCACUCCUGCCCAGGUGGCCCUGCGUUUCCAGCUGCAGCGGGGAGUGGUGGCCUUGGCCAAGAGUUUCAACGAGAAGAGAAUUCGGGAGAACUUCCAGGUUUUUGAUUUCCAGUUGACACCAGAGGACAUGGAAACCCUGGACGGCCUAAACAAAAACAUUCGCUAUUUUACAGAUAUAUUUGUUAAGCAUCCAGAUUAUCCAUUUUUUGAUGAGAAUUGACAACAGUGUCUGGUUGCUCCAGAGUUCUUUGACUCUGGUUGAUGACUGGCAAACAACUCACCGAUGAGAAGGUAUCUCGUUUAUCCACGUUGCUUAGCCUGACAGGUUGAUAUGUGGCUUGAUUCCCCAGAUCUGGAAGUAAAAGUCUCUAAACCCAGUCUCCCCCUCCCCGCAAAAGUCAAGGAAAAUACAUUUCAAACAACCUAAC
Leptonychotes weddellii (Weddell seal) is the source of this 1192-nucleotide messenger RNA. The record is from RefSeq and is a predicted model, not a curated record. NCBI's taxonomy places the organism in Eukaryota, Metazoa, Chordata, Mammalia, Carnivora, Phocidae.